AUGAGGGGGUUAUGGUUAAUAAACAAAAAAAGUGAUGUAGUUGUUAUUGACACACCUGGUAUUAAUGAUACUAAUAAUUUUGAUAAUAAACAUAUUCAGAAUAUUGUUAAUUGUGUUAGAGCUGAGGGGUUACAAGGAAUUAUAUUAACAAUAGAAUUUACUAAUUGUAAAUUUACUGAUAAUAUUAAACAAGUUAUUAAAAUUAUAAAUAAUGUUUUGAAAAUAAAAGACAUUUGGAAAUAUGUUUGUAUUGUUUGGACUAAAUGUUAUAAUUCUCUUUCACCAAAGAAAAUUGAAAAAGAUAGAAUUAACAAAGAACAAUUCAAAGAAAACAUAAUUUCAUUUAUAAACCAAAUAAAUAAAACAAAUGAAAAUAUUGAUAUUCCAAUGUAUUAUGUAGAUUCACAACCAGAUGAAGACUAUGAUAACAGAAUAUCAGAAAAAGAAAUAGAAAGAUUAAUUGAAUGUGGAAGAGAAUUAGAAUUAAUUGAUGAAGAAGAAAUUAAGAAAUUAAUCAGUGAAUAUAAAGAAAUUCGAUAUGAAGAAAAAAAGAAAAAGGUAAAAUAA
This is a messenger RNA of Entamoeba histolytica HM-1:IMSS, 567 nucleotides long. RefSeq names its product AIG1 family protein, putative. The record is from RefSeq and is a predicted model, not a curated record. Lineage: Eukaryota; Evosea; Mastigamoebida; Endamoebidae. Bases 1 to 567 code for a protein of 188 amino acids. The transcript is spliced from 2 exons. Gene Ontology annotation, molecular function: GTP binding.